This is a messenger RNA of Helianthus annuus (common sunflower), 2332 nucleotides long. Its product is annotated as pentatricopeptide repeat-containing protein At4g22760. The transcript has a single exon. Lineage: Eukaryota; Viridiplantae; Streptophyta; Magnoliopsida; Asterales; Asteraceae. Gene Ontology annotation, biological process: RNA modification. Gene Ontology annotation, molecular function: protein binding; RNA binding. The record is from RefSeq and is a predicted model, not a curated record. The coding region runs from base 58 to 1797 and encodes 579 amino acids.
GAAAACAAGAGGGUGAAGAUCUUGUUUUGCUUGAACACACAUGAAGAACGAUAACAAAUGCUGGUUCAAAAAAUAACUACCUUGUUGAAUCACUCUCUAACCGCCAAACAAUUGAAGCAAAUUCAUGGAUCCAUACUCGUUCACGGCCUUAAUCACCUCGAUAGACUAUUAAUCCACCAUCUUAUAACCUCUCAAUCCGAUUACUCUCAACCCACUGCUCAUUACCUUCGAUUAAUCCUCCACCAUUCGAAGCAACCAGAUGUGGAUUCCGCAACAUCCGCCAUGCGGUAUUUCAGCAAACAUGGCAACUUUCAACAAGCACUUGCUCUGUAUUCAGGGCUUCAAACAUCAGGACUCUCACCUUCAACAUUUGCAGUUGCAUCUGCUCUGAAAGCAUGUGCGAGAGUUUGUGAAUUAAAUGGUGGGGUUAUGAUUCAUGGGCAGGUGUUUAAGUAUGGGUUUUGUGGGGAUGUUUAUGUGGAGACUGGUUUAGUAGGGUUUUAUGCGAAAGUUGGGGAUAUGGGGAAUGCAUGUAAGGUGUUUGAUGAAAUGUCUGAGAGAAAUGUGGUGUCUUGGAACUCGAUGAUUGAUGGGUUUUUGAGAUCUGGGGAUUUGGUUAUGGCUGAAGGUUGUUUUGCUCGUAUGCUGGAUAAGGAUGUGGUUUCUUGGAACUCGAUGGUGACGGGGUAUGCAAGAGUUGGGGAUAUGGAGAAGGCGUUACGGUUGUUUGAGGAAAUGCCAGAGAGGAAUCAGACGUCGUGGAAUGCGAUGGUCAGUGGUUAUGUUGAGUGUGAAAAACUGGAAUUAGCUCGAAAGUUUUACGAUUCAAUGCCACAAAGAAAUACCAUUUCUUGCAUAACAAUGAUUGGUGGGUACUCGAAAUGUGGAGAUAUUGUAUCUGCACGUGAGUUGUUUGAUGAGAUGGGUAGGAAGGAUCAUUUGUUAUAUAAUGCUAUGAUCGCGUGCCACGCUAAAAACGGUCGACCAAAAGAAGCACUCCAACUGUUCGAUGAAAUGCUUCAACCAAAUGUGAACAUUCAACCUGACAAAAUGACAUUAGCUACUGUAAUAUCCGCGUGUUCCCAACUGGGAGACUUAAGUUUUGGAUCGUGGAUUCAUGAGCUUUACAUGAAUCAAAUGGGCAUUACGAUGGACGACCACUUACGUACCGCCUUAAUCGACUUAUAUGCAAAAUGUGGUUCCAUUGAUAAAGCUUUCAAGCUAUUUCACAAGUUGCACAAGAAAGAUGUCGUUGCUUAUACAGCCAUGAUAUUGGGUUGCGCCAUUAACGGGAAAGAACAGAUUGCUAUCAAACUGUUCGAUGAAAUGAUGGAGUCUAAAAUCCGACCUAAUUUAGUCACAUUUUCAGGACUGUUAACCGCAUUAAAUCAUGUUGGUAUGGUUGAAGAAAGUUACCAUUGCUUCAACUCCAUGAAAAGAUACGGGCUUGCACCCACACCUGAUCAUUACAGUCUCAUGGUUGAAGUUUUGGGCCGGGCCGGGCGACUAGAGGAAGCCCACAACUUAAUAAAGGGCAUGCCAAUGCAACCCCAUGCUGGUGUUUGGGGUGCAUUGCUUCUUGCUUGUAGUACACAUAAUAAUGUUGAGUUGGGGGAAAUUGCAGCCAAACAUUGCUUUGAGUUGGAAGCCGAUAGCAGCGGUUAUGGUUCCCUUCUUGCUAAUAUAUACGCGAGUGCCGGUCGGUGGGAUGAUGCUAAGAGGUUAAGAAAGAGUAUAUAUGAAAAGGGCUUGGUUAAGGUUCCUGGAAGUAGUUGGAUGGAUCAUGUGCAAGAGUAAAAUGGUAAAGCAUGCUAACACUUUCUUUAUGGCCCAAAUAUGAUUAAAGAAUUCUUAAUAAAAAAGCGCGCCUCAGGGUCUUGAGCCGGCACUUCAUGUAUAUGCGGGUCAAAUUUGUAAAAUAUGGGGUGGCUGCUGUAUAAAAAUGUCCAAAAGGUUGAUGAUAUUAUAACUGGCUUGCUUGUUUGAAAGACUGUUAUGCAAAAGAGACGAGAAAUGCAACUUUUGGUUGUGCACAACGUGAACCAUGCGCGUUGAGUUUCAAGAUCCAAACGCUCAAUGUACAUUUUUAUGGAUGCGGAUCAAAGAUUGAUUUGCAGAGGGAAAGGAAAGGACCUUUGGUGGCUGGUGAUUGUGAUGUCAGCAAUAGGGAGGACCGGAUUUGUGCUUACAAGGACAUCUGGAUUUGAUCUUACUGCAGUUUGAACUUCUUUUACAGUAAUUGUCUAAUCUUUUGUGUUUUAUAAUCAACUAGAUUUACCACCCGCCGCAAUGCGGCGGGGGCAUAAAACCGUGCCGAAUAGCACUAAUGCCA